This is a messenger RNA of Effrenium voratum, 1608 nucleotides long. NCBI's taxonomy places the organism in Eukaryota, Dinophyceae, Suessiales, Symbiodiniaceae. The record is from the annotation of a GenBank genome assembly.
AUGCCCGGCCAAGAGGACUAUGCAGGGCUUGGAAGCCGCGAGGUUGGCUCCAACCACUACGAUGUUGUAGUCAUUGGUGCGGGAUCUGGAGGGCUCACUGCUGCGAAGACAGCAGCCCGCUUUGGCGCGCGAGCGCUGCUGGUGGAACGGCUGCCGCGCCUGGGGGGGGACUGCACCUGGUUCGGCUGCGUGCCUUCCAAGGCUUUGAUUCGCUGUGCGCAUGCCGCGCAUGAAGCCCGGAACGGUGGUCGCUUUGGUGUCGCAGGUGUGGACCCAGAGGCUGUGAGGACCGAUUGGCAGAAGGUGAAACAACACAUCAAGUCCUGCCAAGAGAAGAUCUACAAACAGGAUGACAGCCCUGAGGUUCUCCAAGCCUCUGGGGUGCACGUGCGCUUGGGCUAUCAUGCUUCCUUUGUGGAUGCCCGGACCUUGCAGCUCACUCCGGUGGAUGAGACACAAGUUUCCUUUUGGGGAACUUCGGCACCGUCGGGAUCAUCUGGAUCUUCGGGUUCUUCGGGUUCUUCGGGAUCUUCGGGAUCUUCCGGAUCUUCCGGGUCUUCCGGUCGAGAGUUGGUCUCUGCCGCGCACUUCAUCCUCUGCACUGGCGCCAGCCCUUCUCUGCCGCCCCUGGCGGGCCUGGACAAAGUGCCCUACCUGACCUACGAAACCGUGUUCGAUCUUGAGUCCUUGCCAGAUUCUCUCGCAGUCAUUGGCGGAGGACCCAUUGGCUCGGAAUUGGCGCAGGCGAUGGCCCGCCUGGGGGCGAAGGUCACUAUGGUCGGCAAACUGAUGCCCAGGGAGGAUGAGGAUGUGCGCAGUGUCAUGUCCCGGGUUUUCGAGGAAGAGGGCAUCAGCGUGCUGACUGGCCGCGCCGAAUCUGUGGAAGCCCAGGGCAGCGGGCUGGUGCUGAAAACCGGCGACGGCCAAAGCGCGUCGGUGCAAGCGCUCCUGGUGGCGGCAGGGCGCCGGCCCAAAAACCUCGAGCUGCUGCAGCUGGAUCGGGCAGGAGUCAAAUGGACCAAGGGCGGCAUCACUGUGGAUGCCAAGCUGCGAACCAGCGCAAAGCACAUCUUCGCAGUAGGCGACUGCUUGGGCGGUUUGCAGUUCACGCACUUGGCAGGGUAUCAGGGGGCCGUGGCGGCUUUCAACUGCGUGCAAGCCAUCAGUGUGAAGGCGCCAGAAAUGGCUGCGGUGCCCCGCUGCACGUUCACUCAUCCAGAAGUGGCCACGGUUGGGCUGACCUUCCAGGAGGCAACAGCACAGCACGGCGCGGACAAAAUCUCUGCGCGGAUGCGGAUGCUCGACCACGUGGAUCGCGCUGUGUGUGAAGGCGAAACGAACGGCUUCAUCAAAGUCAUUGUCUUGGCCACAGGCGAGAUUGUAGGGGCCACGGUGGUGUCGCCGGCCGCCGGGGAGAUUGCAGGGGAGCUGGGCCUGGCAGUGGCCAAGAGGCUAAAGAUGAGUGCUUUGGCAUCGACCAUCCACUCAUACCCAGCCAUGAGUUUCGCUGUCCAGCAAAUAGCUGCUGACGACUACUACCAGAGCCUGGAGCAAAGCCGCAUGCUGGGCUGCUUGCGGAGUUGUUGUGGCCCCCGGCUGCAUGGCUAA